CCCCCAUCACAUGGAUGGUUGUCUAUUAACUUGUUUCAAAAAAGUAUCAGGGCUUGUCAAAGCGCAGGCAUGGGAAGGACUCUGCUGGCUGUCUGAGAGCUAGAGCAACCAGGGAAGGGAAAACACACUGCGAGUCCACCAGAUUGGGAGCUGCAUCCACACAGCCUGAGCCAGGUGACAGAGAGACACCAACCACCAUCACCACCUCCAGCACCAUCACCAGCACAGCUACAGCCACCACCUGCUCCAGCAGCUCUCCUCCUGCUUGGUUUUCUGGCUGGCAGAGAGCCUCCACCAAGGCUGCCUGAAUGUACAACAUGAUGGAAACCGAGCUCAAGCCCCCCGCCCCCCAGCAGACCUCAGGGGGGACAGGCAACUCCAACUCCUCCGCCAACAACCAGAAGAACAGCCCGGACCGAGUCAAGAGACCCAUGAACGCCUUCAUGGUGUGGUCCAGGGGGCAGCGGAGGAAGAUGGCCCAGGAGAACCCCAAGAUGCACAACUCUGAGAUCAGCAAGAGACUGGGGGCCGAGUGGAAGCUGCUGUCCGAGUCCGAGAAGAGACCCUUCAUCGACGAGGCCAAGAGGCUGCGAGCCCUGCACAUGAAGGAGCACCCGGAUUAUAAGUACAGGCCGAGGAGGAAAACCAAAACCCUGAUGAAGAAGGAUAAGUACACCCUGCCCGGGGGCCUGCUGGCUCCUGGGGGCAACAGCAUGAGUUCUGGGGUAGGAGUGGGGGGCAGCCUGGGAGCCGGGGUCAACCAGAGGAUGGACAGCUAUGCCCACAUGAACGGCUGGACCAACGGGGGGUAUGGCAUGAUGCAGGAGCAGCUGGGCUACCCGCAACACCCGGGCCUCAACGCGCACAACGCGGCGCAAAUGCAGCCCAUGCACCGCUAUGAUGUCAGCGCCCUCCAGUACAACUCCAUGACCAGCUCCCAGACCUACAUGAACGGCUCGCCCACCUACAGCAUGUCCUACUCCCAGCAAGGGGGCCCGGGAAUGACUCUGGGUUCCAUGGGAUCCGUGGUAAAGUCUGAGUCCAGCUCCAGUCCUCCUGUGGUCACCUCUUCUUCCCACUCCAGGGCUCCAUGUCAGGCUGGGGACCUGCGGGACAUGAUUAGCAUGUACUUACCUGGGGCAGAAGUGCCAGAACCCUCUGCCCAAAGCAGACUUCACAUGUCUCAGCAUUAUCAGAGUGCAUCUGUACCAGGAACAGCAAUCAAUGGCACCCUCCCUCUAUCACACAUGUGAGACAAACAAAACAUUUCAAAAACAGAAACUUUUAGAGUUUGGACUUUUUUUCCUUUUUUUUUUUCGGACUAUUUUUGUACAGAGGUAACAAAAAAAACCAACAAAAAGCAACAAAAAAACAUUCUGGGGAGGGUAAAGACUUGUAUAGAACCAGAGUAAGUAAAAUGAUACACACUCAAAAAAAAAUAAGGACAUUAAGAGUUCUAGGUAGAAUCUUUUGCAGAAGGUUUGCGGAAACAUAUAACAAUAAUAUUUAGAGCUAGUCUCAAAGUGAAGAAAAUAAA
Molecule: messenger RNA, 1537 nt
Organism: Pelobates fuscus (common spadefoot toad)
Lineage: Eukaryota; Metazoa; Chordata; Amphibia; Anura; Pelobatidae
Gene: SOX2
Product: SRY-box transcription factor 2
Exons: 1
Coding region: 309-1253 (314 amino acids)
Biological process (GO): cell differentiation; regulation of DNA-templated transcription; anatomical structure morphogenesis
Molecular function (GO): DNA-binding transcription factor activity, RNA polymerase II-specific; RNA polymerase II cis-regulatory region sequence-specific DNA binding
Source: RefSeq, a predicted model, not a curated record